Molecule: messenger RNA, 880 nt
Organism: Ctenocephalides felis (cat flea)
Lineage: Eukaryota; Metazoa; Arthropoda; Insecta; Siphonaptera; Pulicidae
Product: 39S ribosomal protein L16, mitochondrial-like
Biological process (GO): mitochondrial translation
Cellular component (GO): mitochondrial large ribosomal subunit; ribosome
Molecular function (GO): rRNA binding; structural constituent of ribosome
Source: RefSeq, a predicted model, not a curated record
GAUCAUUGUACAUUGUAUGUUUUUAACAAAAUCUUACAAACUUUUUUAAGAAUAUGUGUAUUUAAUUACUUAAUUUAUUAAUAUUAUAAAGUUAGAAAAAUGCUUAAGUCAACCUUAUCUAAAAUUGGUUAUUUGCCCAAUUUUAAUUCAAUAGCAGGAUUAAAAUACUUUGCUCCCCCAGUGAAAUAUGAUCAUAUUCAACUACCUGAGAAGCCAAAACUAAAGUUCUUGGAAAAGGUUCCUCAAUAUGCUCCAGGUCUACGACCACCGAAAAUGCAAAAACGAUUACGUUUGAUGCGUGGACCUGAAUUAAUUCAUAAUACUCUUAUACAUAAACAAUAUGGAAUUAUGGCAUUGAGCGGAGGUCGCUUACGGGCGGGACAUAUGGAAAUGAUGAGGUUAGGCAUAGGAAGAAGAAUUGAUGUUGACAGAAUGUUUGCUAUUUGGAGAGUAGACCCUCCUUGGCAACCUGUAACUAAAAAAGGACAAGGUCAAAGAAUGGGUGGUGGAAAAGGUGCAAUAGAUCACUAUGUGACACCAAUUAAACACGGAAGAAUUAUUCUUGAAGUGGCUGGACAUUGUGAAUUUGAAGAGGUUAAGCGUUUCUUAACAGAAAUUUGUCAGAAAUUACCAUUCAAAGCCAUGGUUGUUUCUCAAGAGAUACUUGAAGCUCGAGAACAGAAAGAAAAACGUAUAGAAGAAGAAAACAUUAACCCCUAUACAUUAGAAUACAUAAUUAAAAACAAUUUGGCAGGCUGCCAUAGGUGGAUAUCACCUUUUGAUCGGAAGUGGUUUAUGAAAUAUGUUUAAGUUUUAAUUAUAAAUAACAGUUAAAAUACAUCUGUAAAUAAAUGCAAUAACACAAAAUCAAGCAUUCUUU